UGUCAUGUGCAAUAAGCUUAUGACAAAUUUCAAGUUUUUAUUUUUACAACUUAUUUUACAUUUUGCACAAGCUGAUAUUUUUUGAAUUUAGAAGCAAAUUUAUUCUUGAAGCAAUCACACAUCACGGUUAAAAGAAAAAUUAAAAAUGGUUAAUUCGUGGAUUCUGAAAUUAUUGGGUAUCGUUCUCUUGUUCAUUACGGGAAUAUUUAAUUAUUAUAAGGAAAGUGUCGGCGAGGAAAAAAAUGUGUCUACUAAGUACAGCGAUGAAAAUACAACGCCUCUUUUUACUAUUAGUUCGGAAACAGUGCCCAAAGUACAAACAGUGUCUAACAAAAAUCUAAGGCUGUAUGAAAAGGAAAAUGCAUCAUUGAAUAACAUUCAAACAAAUCGAAAAAGUUUUUACGAUAAAGAUUUUAUAGAAUAUUUGAAUAAAACUAAUAAAAACUUUGGAACAAAAAAUUUACAAUUCAUAAGUUAUUUGAAAUCAGUUAUUCUAUAUUUUGAAGGGAUUAAUCAAAAUGAUAACUGCUAUGCAAUUUCGAACAUCGAUGAUUUUCAAAUUCAUGAAUCGAAUUUGAUGAAAAUAAUUAAUUUCAUCGUAGAAAAUGCAAUUAAUUUUCAUUUUUAUUAUAAUGGUUAUAAUUUUACCAUUUCGGACGAGUCAAAAAAGAUAAAUGAAGAAAAGUUGAAAUUAAUGACAUCAAAAUGUGAAUUACCAUCUAAAGAAAAUGGAGAAAUAUUUUUAGCACUCUCGAUGUUUUUUAAAACAUAUUUCAAAUAUUUCUUUGCAAUGCAUAUAAAUCCUAAUUACGAUGACUGCUAUUUUGAUAGUCUUCUGAGUUUCGAAAAAAUAAAAAUAUUAAUUUCUCAUUUCGAUUUUAAAAACGCUAACAGCAGCAGCAGACUUUCAAUGUACUAUGAUAUAAUAUCAACAUUGGAACGGUUGAAAUUGUGUAUUAUGUCACGGCCAAAUGUGUCUUUAUUGAAAAACGAUUCAGUUUUAGAAAAAGUCGUUAUCUCGAAUUUUCAAGUUGACCCCGAAUUCGUCAUUGAUAAACUUAAUAAAAAACAUGAAUUAUUUAUGAGUAAUUUGGAGAUUGUUAUUAAUUAUUUUAAAACAGUUUUGAAUCUUAAUGAUUGCAAAGAAAUCCAAAUGCAUAAUAAACCAAAAAUUAAUAAAUCCAAUUUUGGGAAAAUAGUUGAAUUGCUUACUAUGACAGCAAUGGAAAAUUAUUAUUUACAUAAAAACUAUCAUUUCUAUUCUAGGAGAUUUUAUGGGAAUAGAAGUGAAGAAAUGAAAAAAUUAAUAUCGUCAGAGUGUGAACCAAAUUUGAAUAGAAAUAAAGCAACAUUCGCAAAACUCUAUGAAUUUUUCAGUUUUUUAAAAGAAUAUUCAAAGAAUUUUGUUGACAAUAAGUGCUAUUUGAAGAAUAUUUUGGAAUUGAAUUUAAUAGAUGAUAAAAUUGGUGAUUUUUUAUUUAAAAAAAAUAACUUUACCAGAAAGUCAUUAAUUAACAAUAUAGAAAAAGGAAUAGAAAAUGUAAAACAUUGUUCUAAAUUAUAAGUAGUUUAGUGACUAUUCAAAGCACAUUAUUCUUCGUAAUAUAUUAAUUAUUAAAAUAAUCGCUUACCUUAAGGAUAUUUGAACCAUUAUGACGUUACAGUUUUAAAAUGCACGCUUUGCACAAAUUGUGACGUUAUAAUGGUUCAAAUUUCCUUAAAUAAAAAAUGUAAAUUUCUUCCAAAGGACCCCGAAGGAAAUACAUUAGUUUUAAGUCAAAGUUGAUUUUUCUAUAAGUUUUUUUGAAUUUAAUCAUUUUCUUCAGACUGAAUGAAAACUUAAAAUUCAAAAUUUAUAAAAAAAAUCGACUGGGUUCCAAAACUAAUGUAUUUCCUGCUAGGUCCUUCAGUUCUUUAUUUAAAUUUAAAAGAAAAAUAGAUUUUAUUAAUUGCGAUGGUGAAGAAUUAAAAUAAUUAUAUAGACGCAGUUGUACUAUAACAUUUUAGAAUAUCUAUUCUUAAUGUCAAACUAUGACAGAAAAAUUACUCAAUUUUUAUGUACAUUUUUCUGUCAUAUCAAAUUGUCACGAUUUUGUUUUUUGCCUUUUCGUUUCGAUAGAAUUAAGUAAAUAAUGCGCAAUUGUAAAAAAACAAUCAAUAUGUAAAAUUAAUUGUUACAAAA
Messenger RNA from Leptopilina heterotoma, 2182 nucleotides. RefSeq lists its product as uncharacterized. The transcript is spliced from 3 exons. Lineage: Eukaryota; Metazoa; Arthropoda; Insecta; Hymenoptera; Figitidae. The record is from RefSeq and is a predicted model, not a curated record. The coding region runs from base 146 to 1564 and encodes 472 amino acids.